AUGGACGCGAGAGAGGAAGAUGAACUUACUAUUCAGAUUCCGCCUCAUGACGGACCCCAAUCGGAGAGAACGCGAGGCACUUUCGGCGGACGACAACGUUGGCUAUCAGGAAAUGCAACCGAUACCAAGGUGGGAUCAGAUGCUAAGGCAACGGAGUCGAUGCUAUCGCCUCGGCGUGGACUGAACAAAAUGAAGGUGUCCGCGCCAUCAGUGCAGCCGUACCUCUCAUCGCUUGGCAUCACGGUCGGGGAUGAGACGCAAAUUGUUGAGAAAGAAGUGGAUGAGAUUGCUGGUCUGCGUCGUGAGCACGAUACAGUUAAGAAUGUAAACUGGCGCAAGGAGCUAGAGAUCAAGAGACUUGAAGAGGAGAUCGAAAAUAUGACGAUGACUCUGCACGGUCGAAUGGCCGACAAUUCCCAAAUCAAAUCUCAAAUGACAAAUAUUGAGAACAAGUCAUCGCUCUACGAGUCCAAGCUAGAUGAGGAAUUAAAGGAUCGAGGCGUGUACAACCACAUGAUUCAGCGUUUGAGUCGAGAAGCUUUGGACGCCAAGAAAGCGACUCUGGCGAAGGAGAAAGCACUGCAAUCUCUUCAACAAGAGCUCUCCAGCGCAAUGACAGGCUUGUUGGCAGCACGUCAAGAGAAAUCAGCAGCCGAAAGUGGCCACAAGAAGCUGUACACAGAGUGGUGGGAGAAAAAACAGGCCAACAUUCGUGCACUCGACGACUUGCAGCAUGCUGUAGAACAAACCCGUCUGAAGUCCGAUAUCCUUGAAGCGCGCGAAGUUUCACGCAAGAACAAUGUUCAGACCGCGUUAGGCCAACUCAAGCAGAAAGAGUCACGUCGUCUUCGUCGCGAAUCAUCGGCACAAAUGACGCACUUUUUCGAGAUUCAGGAAGAACUUUCAGACACGGAUCGGAAGCUGAUUAGCGUCGAGGCUGAGUUGAAGCAUAUCAUCGAAGCUGCUGGAACCAACGAAGUGGACAAGAUCAUCGCCAAGUAUGUUGGACGUGACGAUACUUUGCGUGCUCUAAAAGAAGAACACACGAUCAGCGAUGCACGAAUGCGUAAGCUACGAGAACGCCACAAGCAGUUGAACGAGUCAUUGAGUCACUUGCGAAGCGCAGCAGCCAACUCCCGUACGAUUUACCAAGAAAUGGAUCAGACAUCGGAUCGCCUGAAGGAGACGGAGAAAGAAGCCGCAGUGCUGGCCGACAAGUGCAACCGCGCUAAUGUCCUCAUGGACGCUUUUCGUGCGUGUAUGCUGAAGUGUCUUACCAAGCUCAGCACGGUGCACGGAUCUCUGGAUUACGACGACCAGCACGAACUCAGUCGAGCAAUAGAGACGCCCACGCCGGAUUUACUGCACAUCAUAGAGCAGAAGCUUAACCGCGUCUUGGAUGUCAUCAAUCGCGAAAAAGCCGAGCGUGAGCUGCAUCGAUCCGAGACGACGACAAACCCCAACAGUUCCGGAUCAGGGUCUGUACUCACUGGCGGCGCUCCAACCACAGACGAUAAGCCUGGAGUUCACCAGAACUCUGUGCGUGCUCCUGCAUCCUCCGAGACAGAAAUGCAUUUCAUCUUGCGUAUGGCGUCAACCACUGCGUCACCAGCCAAUGUUCGUGUACGUCCCAAGUCACGAUCGAGCGUCGUCAGAUCCUCAUUUCUUUUGCUUCCCGGGGAGGAGCCGAAAGUUUCUUCGGUUCGACGUGCUGGCCAUACUUCUGGACACGACGGUACUUACAAUAACGAUGAGGCUGGAGACAUCACCAACGCAGGGGCAGCUGGAGACUUAGCGGACGAGGAAACCGUGAUUGACCGCCAAAUGCGAAAGAAAUUGGUGGGUCUCAUCGUGAAUCGGGGCAAGCGCGGGAAAAAAUCGUCGAACCAGCCUCAAACGAGUCCUCAACAUUAG
Phytophthora infestans T30-4 is the source of this 1914-nucleotide messenger RNA. RefSeq lists its product as uncharacterized. Gene Ontology annotation, cellular component: cilium. The record is from RefSeq and is a predicted model, not a curated record. Bases 1 to 1914 code for a protein of 637 amino acids. The transcript is spliced from 5 exons. Gene Ontology annotation, biological process: outer dynein arm assembly; cilium movement. NCBI's taxonomy places the organism in Eukaryota, Oomycota, Peronosporomycetes, Peronosporales, Peronosporaceae.